Molecule: messenger RNA, 1739 nt
Organism: Myzus persicae (green peach aphid)
Lineage: Eukaryota; Metazoa; Arthropoda; Insecta; Hemiptera; Aphididae
Exons: 9
Coding region: 251-694 (147 amino acids)
Cellular component (GO): cytoplasm
Molecular function (GO): ornithine decarboxylase activity
Source: RefSeq, a predicted model, not a curated record
UCACCAUUUUUCACCAUUUAUUUAUUAUAACUAUAAAAGUAGGAAACCUGCCAAAAGAUCAAAGAAAGUAAAUAAAUCUAAAAAAUCUAAUACUAAAAAAAAUGCUUCACCAAAACCAGCAUUGAGAAAAACAGAUAAGAUCUCAAAUAUUAUCCCAAACAUCAAUCCACAUUCAAAGCUUCUUGCCGACAAAUUGCAUAAUAUUGCUGUACCCCGUAGUUUACAAAAAGCAUUGUUUUUGGAUUUUGUGAUGAACAACACAUUUCAAAAGAUAUUAAAAUUUCCAGAGAAACAUUUUUUGGCAGAAAUUUUAUACGCUUUCACUCAAUCAACCUAUUUUGACGAUGAUAGCGAAAAGAAAAUUUCAACGAUGUUAUGUGUAACGCUGAUGCAAUAUUUUAACUCUCAUGUUAGCAAACAUCUAUUAUAUGUUAAUGAAAAAAGAUUCAAAUUAUAUAGAAAGGACAUAUCAGAUCCAUUUUAUAUUUUUGAUGUUGGUGAUCUUGUGAAUGAAGCAAUAAUUUGGCAGCAAACAUUACCACGUGUAAAACCUUUUUAUGCUGUAAAAUGCAAUGACAAUUCCUUCGUGUUAGAAACUUUGGCUGUGUAUGGAACAAAUUUUGGUUGUGCUUCCAAAGUGAUGAUCUUUAAAACAUACAUAAAUGUUACUCUAAUGUUAAUUGAAGGAAUAUAAUUAUUAAAUUAUGAAAAUUAUUUCAUUAAGGCCGAUAUAAAAAAAAUUUUGGACUUGGGAGUGAAUCUGUCGCGUAUAAUAUUCGCUAAUCCAACAAAAAUGGCUUCACAUAUUAAAUAUGCAGAGAGCAAAGGUGUUAAUCUGACAACAUUUGAUAAUGAACUAGAAUUACACAAAAUAAAAUCCAUACAUCCAUCCUGCCACUUGGUUAUACAAAUUCGUUGUGAUGCAAUUGAAGUACAAUGGUCCCCUUGGUAUCAAAUUUGGGUUUGAUCCUCUAACUGAAGCACCAACGUUAAUGGCAAUGGCCCAUGAUUUAGAUUUGUAUGUAGUUGGAGUGAGCUUUCAUAUUGGUUCAGGAUGCAGUGAACCAGCAGCCUUCUGAAGAGCAAUUGCUGUUUCAGCAGUCAUUUUCAAAUAUGCUCAGGAGUUAGGUUUUACGAAUAUGCACUUGUUAAACAUUGGUGGAAGAUUUCCUGGAAAUAAAAACACUUCCACUUUCACCACACAAAUUGCAGACAUAAUUAAUGAUGCACUUAAUAAAUGGUUCCCUCCAAAUAAUGGAGUGACCGUCAUAGCAGAGCCUGGUAGAUAUUUUGUGGCUUCAGCAUUUACACUCUCAACAAAAAUCCAUUCCAUUAAAAACCGUUCAAAUGAUGAAAGGCAUAUCAUGUAUUUCAUUAACGAUGUAGUGUAUGGUUCUUUCAAUAGUAUUCUUUAUGAUCAUACGGUUGUGAGCCUAAACCUUUAUAUGAUUAUUCAAGUACUCGUCCAAUUUAUGAGAGUUCCAUCUGUGGUCCUACUUGUCAUGGCUUAGAUAAAGUAGUUGUUUUUGCGAACAUGCCACUGCUGGGAUUGGGUGAUUGGAUUACUUUUGAAGAUAUGGGAGCUUAUACAAUACCUGCAGCUAGCACAUUUAAUGGAUUCUCCCUUCCUAAGGUCUUUUCUAUCGCCAAACAAAGAAUUUGGUUAGUUUUAAGCAUGGGCGGAUAGGCCUACCGGGCAACCGGGCAUUUCCCGGUGGGCCCCCCUUCGUAUUUCGGCA